This is a messenger RNA of Pseudophryne corroboree (corroboree frog), 3304 nucleotides long. RefSeq names its product caseinolytic mitochondrial matrix peptidase chaperone subunit X (gene CLPX). Gene Ontology annotation, cellular component: mitochondrial matrix. Gene Ontology annotation, biological process: protein folding. The transcript is spliced from 14 exons. Lineage: Eukaryota; Metazoa; Chordata; Amphibia; Anura; Myobatrachidae. The coding region runs from base 252 to 2132 and encodes 626 amino acids. Gene Ontology annotation, molecular function: protein dimerization activity; ATP binding; ATP-dependent protein folding chaperone. The record is from RefSeq and is a predicted model, not a curated record.
GGGCAAUCGCAGCCAGUGGAACGCACGCUGGUAGGGAAACCCUGACGAGGUGACGUGUAGAGGGCGUCGCAGCGGCGCGUCAUCGUCAGCUCUUCUGUAGCUGUGCUCUGAUUGGCUGAGACUCUGACAACAUACUCGGCUCCUGUGUUCACCCGACACUGGCUGGGUUCUCCAGGGCACAGUCUCCCCCCCAGCCGUCAUCCCGCCGCCCCGUCACCCCCACCACCCGGGCCCGGCGCCUCGGCGGCAUUAUGUCCGCAUCCAGCUGUUCCUGCGCUGCUAGGAUCUUUAUCAGCAGCUCCCUACAUAGAGGUGCUGUGUGUGGUUGGGGGCAUCUGUCCAUUUUUAGAAGACCUGGAAUUCUAGAAGUUCAUGUUCUAAGGAAAAUCCCGUUUAGGGCUUUCUCUGAGGCGACUGUUUAUUUUGCCUCUAAAGAUGGUGCCAGCAAAGAUGGAUCUGGUGACGGAAACACGGAGGCCGUGAGUGAAGGAGGCAGUAAGAAAUCCUCUAGGGGUUCAGGCAAAGGAGGAAAUCAGCUCCACUGCCCAAAGUGCGGAGACCUGUGCACCCAUGUACAUACUUUCAUCUCCUCUACCCGUUUUGUGAAGUGUGGGACAUGCCACCACUUUUUUGUCGUGCUGUCAGGGGCUGAUUCAAAGAAAUCUAUAAACCGGGAACCAGAGACUGCUGCUGAAGCUGUGAAACUAGCAUUUCAACAGAAACCCCCUCCAGCCCCCAAAAAGAUCUAUAACUACCUCGACAAAUAUGUUGUGGGCCAGUCAUUUGCAAAAAAGGUGCUUGCUGUUGCGGUUUACAAUCAUUACAAACGGAUAUACAGUAACUUCCCAAUUAAUGUCAAACACCAAGCAGAUGUAGAGAAACCGGCCUCAUCAACUCAGAGAGAGUUAGAGAUCAGAAGAUGGGAGGAUGACCGAAUCACAAAGUUGCUUCAGAUAGCUGGGAUCAGUCAGCACGCCAAUGCCCUGGGAGCAGCUUCUAUGCAGCAACAAAUGAACCAGCAGAUGCCCCAGGAGAGGCGAGGAGGGGAAGUGCUGGAUUCCAACCAUGAUGAAAUCAAACUAGAGAAAAGCAACAUCCUGCUGCUAGGCCCAACGGGCUCCGGUAAAACACUUCUUGCACAGACACUAGCAAAGUGCUUGGAUGUUCCAUUUGCUAUAUGUGACUGCACCACUCUUACUCAAGCUGGCUAUGUGGGAGAGGAUAUUGAGUCGGUGAUUGCCAAACUGCUGCAGGAUGCCAAUUACAAUGUGGAGAAGGCUCAGCAAGGAAUUGUGUUUUUGGAUGAGGUUGACAAGAUAGGCAGUGUUCCUGGAAUCCACCAACUGAGGGAUGUGGGAGGAGAAGGUGUGCAGCAGGGUCUGUUGAAGCUCCUAGAAGGCACAAUUGUUAAUGUCCCAGAGAAAAACUCAAGGAAGCUACGUGGUGAAAUUGUACAAGUUGACACAACAAACAUCCUCUUUGUGGCAUCUGGAGCUUUCAAUGGCCUGGACAGGGUCAUCAGCAGGAGGAAGAAUGAAAAGUAUCUGGGAUUUGGCAUACCCUCUAACUUGGGCAAAGGGCGUAGAGCGGCAGCAGCCGCGGAACUAGCAAAUUCGAGUUCUGAAUCGAAUGCAGAACAAGACAUUGAAGAGAAGGACCGGUUGCUGCGACAUGUUGAGGCUAGGGAUCUCAUAGAGUUUGGCAUGAUCCCUGAGUUUGUAGGACGUCUUCCUGUAGUGGUGCCUCUUCACAGCCUUGAUGAGCAGACUCUUGUGCGCAUCCUCACAGAGCCACGUAAUGCUGUCGUGCCACAGUAUCAAGCCCUGUUCAACAUGGAUAAGUGUGAAUUAAAUGUCACCGAAGGUGCUCUGAGGGCCAUUGCCAGGCUGGCUCUUGUACGAAAGACUGGUGCCAGAGGACUCCGUUCAAUAAUGGAAAAACUGUUACUUGAACCCAUGUUUGAAGUUCCAAACUCUGACAUAGUGUGUGUGGAGCUGGACCAGGAAGUGGUUGAAGGAAAGAAAGAACCCAGAUAUAUUCGAAAGCAAAAUCGGGAUAUAACUGAGGAGGACUAUGACUCUGGGGUGGAGGAAGAAGCCUGGUCUCGACAGGCCGAUUCUGCAAACAAUUAGACUGUCAAGAUUACUACUGUUCUCCUUCAGUGUUAACAUUACAGUUUCUCCUUUAAAAACAAAUCCAUUUUCAAUAUACUAAACACAGCUAUUUUAUUACCUGGGAAUUUUUGCUUUGGUAGAACAAGAUAAAAUGAUGCAUUUUAAGAAUCUUCCGGUUUCUACAGUAGAGAGCAGUGUUUAUACGUGUCUGAUGGUAACAAUGUAUAUUCUGUCUGGGGAUUUUUAUAAGACUAAACUUUGUUAAUUCUUAAAACAGAAUUUGGGACUACCUGGGUUAAUUUUACAAUUAUGUUCAUUAACCAUUUGGUGGGAGGGCUGGCAAUCACACCGAAAGAUGUUGGCUGGGCUUCACAGCUCUCACCAUCUCCCUUCCAUGUAUUCCUUAUUGCCUUUUUUUCUUUUUCUUUGCAGAGUUUUAUUUUAUUUUUUCAAAAAAACAUUUUUUUUUUAAUUUUUUUUUUUAUGUCCAAGUAAAACUGAAAUUUCAGCUUUUAAUUUGUUUCCUUCUCCACUGAUCAUUUAUUUUAAGCUUGCUUCCACUGGAUACUAUAUGGGAGUCAUGCGGAUACAGGAGAGUGCUUUUCAUGCCCCAGUAUAACCUCCAUUUACAAUAGGGAGGAUAUAUUGGAAUACAUGAUGUGCCCACAGUGCACAGAGAACCAUGGGGCAGACAAUUAACCUAUGGAAAAGAGACUUGCUGCAUUCUUGGCCCAUUUGAAAGAGCUGAAAUUGCACCUGACUGAAAAGCAUCUUUGCGAUUGUUACCACAAUUGGAAAGCCUUGUUCAACCCAUCUUAAAAUAAACAUGUCAGGCAGUUAUGUAUAGUAAAGGGAUGACUUAGUUCUUCAUACAUGAAUGAUUUUUGUAAAUCAUUUCCAACUGGGAAUGUACCAUAUCAUGCUGCAGACCCCCAUGGUAGUGAUGGGGUUAACAGGAAUAGCUUUUAAGUUAUAGAGAAAUGCUUGCCUACUGUUUUUGUCAUCCACCCCCUCCCCUUUUUUUUCAAUUUUAGAAUUUCAUAGAAAGACGCAAACUUAAACCUUAUCACAUUCACUUGAAUAAUCUUGCUCCUUUAGCCCAAUUGUUUGUGUAAUAUGAAAAGACAUGUAUAUUUUCUUUUUUUCUUUUUGUGGUUCCUUUAAAUUAAUUAAAACAUCUGCCUGUUUCC